Rhipicephalus microplus (southern cattle tick) is the source of this 1411-nucleotide messenger RNA. It is a transcript of the gene Brms1, whose product is annotated as breast cancer metastasis-suppressor 1-like protein. The record is from RefSeq and is a predicted model, not a curated record. Lineage: Eukaryota; Metazoa; Arthropoda; Arachnida; Ixodida; Ixodidae.
UCAGCGUCUCCGGCGCGUUGCAUUUUGGCGUGCUCGUGUACGCAUGUUUUCCUCUUCGUCCUCGUCGCAAAACGUGCGGCGCGCGAACGCCUUUGCCCUCCCGGGUUCGUUCGAGGUCCGCCGGCAAGCAGCAGCAGCUUCGCGAGCUCACCACUACGGGUGUUUCGCUACGAAAUCCGCGUUAGCCCCGGCUUUCGCGUCGGUGGCGCAGACGGCGUUCGAAGGCCGUUGACGGCGUUCUGUUGGUGUUUGUGUUUGUUCGAGGCCCCGAGCUCGAAGAUGCCGAGCGUCAAGGAGUGCAACAAUGACAGCGAGGGAGAAGAGAUGGACCAGGAGACGCCCGAGAGCGAGAAAACGAGCAACGAGGAGUCCGAUUCCUCCUCCGGAUCUGAAGAUGACAGCUCGGAGAUGGACGAGGAAGAUUGCGAGAGGAGGCGAACGGAGUGCAUUGACGACAUGGCUGACCUCGAGCGACAGUUCAUGCACCUCAAGGAACAGCUCUACCUCGAGCGAGCAAACCAAGUCGAAGCGAAACUUGAAGAGGUAAAACUGGGCCGCGCACCUGAAUACCUGCAGCCGCUUGAAGACCUCCAGGACAACAUGAGGAUACGGAUAGAGGUCGCAGGUAUUCUGAAGGAAAUGAAGUUGAGAAACAUCAAGCGAAAGUAUGAAGCUGAAGAAAUCGCGGCAUUUCAAAAUUUUGAGAGCGAACGAGCUUUGUUGCAAGACUCCAUCCGGUGCGAGCUCGAGGAGAAAAUCAGGCGGCUUGAGGAAGACCGCAACAGCAUUGACAUCACUUCAGAUUUGUGGAGCGAGCAGGUCACCCACAAGAAGAGCCGGCGCAAGACUGAUUCGAUGACGACCGACCGGCGGAAGAAGCCCGUCACCGUCUCUGGACCCUACAUCGUGUACAUGCUGCGGGAAAACGAGAUUCUCGAAGACUGGACGGCCAUAAGGAAAGCAUUGAAGACGGCGAGGCAGAAGAAUGAUUUGCUUGUGUGACCAACAACUGCCUUUGGAACAUUGAAACAACGCCUCGGGAUGUUCGUAUUGUACAUAGAAAUCUGGACGUUUUGUGACGGCUCAAGUCAUCAGACCCGCAGAAGCUCAGGGACGCAUCUCGUUUCCGAAUGAGCAUUUAUCACUGUACAGGGCUUUCAGCCUGGAUGCUUUUGUUUUUCACUUUGUGUCUUUUGGGCUGCAUGGCUUUUGCAUUUUUUUAGUACAGUUCUUAAGACGUGUGAAGUACUUAAACUGCCCUGCUUUGUCAUGCCACGAACCCGCAUGGCCCAGCAAUUUUCGAGCCAUUUCAUGGACUGUUCGGUGUGCAGCUUGAAAGCCUUUUUUUUUUUAAAUAAACGCUGCUUGCACAUCAUGUUGACUUGUAAAUAAACAUUGUUUACCAACAACA